This is a messenger RNA of Hyalella azteca, 1096 nucleotides long. RefSeq lists its product as uncharacterized. Lineage: Eukaryota; Metazoa; Arthropoda; Malacostraca; Amphipoda; Hyalellidae. The record is from RefSeq and is a predicted model, not a curated record. The coding region runs from base 14 to 601 and encodes 195 amino acids. The transcript is spliced from 4 exons.
AAUACGUGACGGAAUGAGAGGAGAGUAUCUAACUCUGCCGACACACUGCAGCGCGAACAUGCAAUCCAGCAUAUUUCUGACGCUUGUGGCAGCUGCUCUUGCUGCAGCUGUACUCGCAGCUGAGCAGACUGCACCUGCACCUGCAGCUGUAGAAGCACCUGCUGCAGUUGCGGCUAAACAAGAAGCUCUUGGGGAAGCCGAAGACGGGAAAUUUUUCCUGUUUGCCAGCCGUUCGACCACCACCUCCAUCAUCAUCACCACCAGCACCUCCACCGUCCUCGCCACCUGCUUCACAACGGCGUCGGCCGCAACCUGCACUGGCAGACGCCGCCGUCGCAGCAUGAGAACUCCGCGUGCCGACUUGAACGUUGAUGAAGGCUUGGACUCCUCCCAGGCAAAGGUGGACGGCAGCCUCGCAGGCGAAGAGGAAGAAGGUGGGGCUCGCGAUGACCAACAAUCCAAGUUCUUUUUCACCGUAUGGGAGACCACGUCGUCAACCGUCACCGCUUUGACUACCGUUACGAACUCCUUAAACAUCAUCAGCAUCUCGGCGGCAUGCACUGUCCAAGGCGCUUCUGUGUUGCCUGGGUGCAACGGUUAAUUGGUACCAAGUCUGUCAUAUUCUUGGUACAUAGCUAUGCCUGUGCUUGACCGGAACAACCCUAGAGUAGGAGGUAGGGAGGAGAUUCUCAUUCCUGUUACGAACACCUUUGCCAGGUUUUAUCACUUUUUAGGUGGUAUUUAAGUAGCCUGAAAAUAUAACAACCACCAUCAUUCAUCUUCAUUGUUUUAAAGAUUUUGUUGAAAACCCCGUCAGCUACUGUAGGUAGCGUCUCCCGCAGCUUCGGAGCAGAAGUCGCUGCAGUUCCCCACUCGCAACUUUCUUCCCAGCAUGAAGCCUUGGUAUCUUUUCCUCUACCUCCGCUCGAGGAUACGAUGACUGCCAACGGACGCUCUGAUCAUUGUUGUAUCUUUUUUACUUACUUGUUGUGAUGUCCUCGCAAGCAGCAAAAACGUAGUGUAAAUUGUACAUACGAGGCCUCCAUAGUUGCACUUUGUUUUAAGGAUGAUCGCUCUCAGUAAACUAUUCUUCGUA